Rhopilema esculentum is the source of this 2894-nucleotide messenger RNA. The record is from RefSeq and is a predicted model, not a curated record. NCBI's taxonomy places the organism in Eukaryota, Metazoa, Cnidaria, Scyphozoa, Rhizostomeae, Rhizostomatidae.
UAGCUGAUGCAGAAUGACGCACAUUUUUUCUUUAUUUCUUCUGGCAUGCUCUUUUGUCACUGCGGCAUUGACUACGGCUGAUGCUUUCGGUCAUCCAGGAAUCAAGGAAACUUGUAUCCUCAGUGGGAGGUGUGCUGCCAAGUAUGACGCAGUUGCAGAUGACGAGGAUGACAUUGAAGACCAAGGUGGCUUCUACUACAGAAAAAACCAAAUCAGUGUGGAAAUAUUUCAGAGAUGUGGCAGCAGGAUUUGUGAAAGCCAUAGAGCCAAGGUUUACACGACUGGAUACAACCACGGCUACCAUAAAAAGUACUGUCGACCAUCGCCAAGUUACAGAAAUCGUGGUACCUUCACUUGCUACUUCCAUAGCGAGGAGAACACCCUUGUCGUAUACUGGCCGACUUACAAACGGAAAUUUGUUAUAAAGAAUGUGAAUAAUGGAAUGCACCUCAAAGUGCUCUUGCCAAGAUAUCGUUAUGUCAAGAAAUACUGCUAUCAGCUUCCUUCCUGUGUACCUAAUUACCCAAAGACUAUAGUUAUUACAGAAAAAAUUCAAGGUAAAAGUUGCCCUAGUGGACGGCUGCGGUUUCCUGUUGGCUCAACCCAAGAUUUAACAAAAAGGUCUCUAGAUGGAAGAUUAAACAACCCGAAAGCAAUAUUCAAUGGUGCAGUUGGGGAAAAUAUGUUGCGGCUAUCUGGCAAUGGCUAUGCUGAUAAAAUAUCAGAGCUAUCUGGAUCAUGCACUGCACAACAGAAAGCAGGAAGCACGUGUCCUUUUCCAAAGGAAAAUAAUGGAACCGGUUCAAAUAGACCAAACCCUCGUGUUGUUAGCAACGUACUCAUGAAACAAAAUCGAGAAAUAUUCAGUAGAAGAGGACAGAGCGAUCUAUCUGUGUAUUUUGGACAGCUCCUGGACCACGACGCAGAUCAUACAGCCGAAUUACCACGAGGUUUUCAGCAAAAGAAACCCAAUGACGUGGAAGUGCCUAUAUCAGUUCCCAAGGGAGAUGUGAUAUUUGACCCUGAUUCCACUGGCAACAAGUCUAUCCCUGUCAGACGUUCCAGAUUCGAUACAUGCACUGGCAGUGAUAAAUGCAGAUGUCCCCGAGAACACAUUAAUGAUAUAUCAGCGGUUAUCGAUGCAAAUACUGUUUACGGCCAGGAUAAAAACCGCCUCAACAAGCUAAGACUUCUCAAAGACGGCCUAAUGAAGAUGGAUAACGGCAACCUGCCGCUAAAUACUUUUGGUCUACCAAAUGCAAACGCCAUCGGACGUGACCCAACAAGGCUCAGAAUCGCAGGUGACAACCGCGCCAACGUUGCACCUACCCUCCUUGCGCUGCACACGCUGUUUGUAAGAGAACAUAACAGAAUAGCAAGACUUUACAAGAAGCGACAUCCAAAGGCAUCUGAUGAAGAAAUCUUCCAACAUGCAAGAAAAAUUGUAAUUGCCGAGAUGCAAGCAAUCACUCUAAGGGAAUAUGCACCAUCCAUUAUUGGCAGAAAGCUUCCGCAAUACAAAGGGUUCAACCCUAAAGUAAACAGUGGCAUCGCGACAGAGUUUUCACAUGCUGCCUUCAGGUUUGGACAUACACAGAUCAGUGGAACAGUUUUCCGUUUCGACAAAAACAACAAAAUUUCACCUUACGGCCAUUUUGCACUGCGCGAAGGCUUUUUUCGGCCUGAAAGAGUAACCGAAGAAGGUGGUAUUGAUCCUGUAUUAAGAGGGGCAGUCAAAAGACCAUCCCAAGAAAUUGAUGUUAAGAUAGUUGAUGAGAUGCGAAACUUCCUGUUUCCCAAGAAUGGUCUUGGGCUGGAUCUAGCCGCUAUUAACAUCCAAAGAGGAAGGGAUGUGGGGAUACCUGACUACAAUACGGUCAGAAAAGCUCUAGGAUUGCCAAAGGUGACAUCAUUCAAGCAAAUUACAAGAAAUAGAAAAGUAGCAACAUCAUUGAAAUCACUUUAUAAAGAUGUAAACAACCUUGAUUUGUGGGUUGGAGGUAUCGCAGAAGAUCAUGUACCAGGAUCUGAGCUAGGCCCAACAUUCGAAAAGAUCUUCGUGGAUCAAAUUUCAAGGAUGCGAGAUGGUGACAGAUUCUGGUAUGAAAGAAUUCUUUCUAGAAAGGAGAUCAACUACGUUAAUAAGCAUACACUGAGCAGAAUCAUACAGUUGAAUACAGGGUAUAAUGAUCCCCCAAGCAAUGUCUUCUUUGCAAGUGACUUCUGCAGAACAGUGGUUGGUCACCAGUGUGUCAAGAAACGGCCUUCGAAGUGCCGAAACCGCUCGUAUCAUAAAUGAAGCAUGACUUACUAAAGAAUGAUAAUCUAAUCAAAAUAACAUCAGCGAAAAGAAACUUCCAAGUAGUUAUGAAGCUAUCUCGAAGUAAUAUAAAUGUUUUCUUUCACAAAUUAUCAUUCAUUUAGCUUUUCUAUUUUUAUAAUAAUAUAUGCUGGUAUAAAAAUCAAGGGUUUUGUAAUUAAAUGGCAGCAUUUAAAUACAAGUUUCGUUGUAAUGCUCUCAUGAAAUGCCCGAAUUAAACAUGAGUUUUUUUGUUCCUUGAAUGGCCUGACCUUCUUCAUCCAAAAGAGCUUUUCUUUAAAUGAGUGAAGCUCUGCAAUAUUCAAAAUGAGGUUGUUUUGUGGCAGAUCUAUGCAGCUAAUUACGUGAUAAAUGAGCCUUCAAAGGUUCCCUUUAACAAGGCUUCUAAAACCCGCAGAGUUUUUAUACGUUGUUUGCUGUCUUUUGUUUUGAGUUUUUAUACGUUGUUAGAAAAACCAAUAAAAAAUCGUUCUCUUUGCAAAAUUUUUUCCGGUAGUAUACUUGGACAAAUAAGCGAAAUUUGUCAAAACGUCCCUCUAACAAGGCCUUCAAAACCCCCAACGUUUUUAUACGU